This is a messenger RNA of Oreochromis niloticus (Nile tilapia), 3131 nucleotides long. RefSeq names its product general transcription factor II-I repeat domain-containing protein 2B. The record is from RefSeq and is a predicted model, not a curated record. The coding region runs from base 1677 to 2597 and encodes 306 amino acids. The transcript is spliced from 2 exons. NCBI's taxonomy places the organism in Eukaryota, Metazoa, Chordata, Actinopteri, Cichliformes, Cichlidae.
ACAGUACUUGGUCUCCGACUGAUGACGUAUCACGAGUACACGAGAACGCAAGUACGCACAAGUACGCAUAUUGAGAAACGCCCUCUCUCUCUGUCAUUUAUUUGGCUCGAAACACAUUAACAAAUUUGUCAAAACUAAGUAAGUGUGUCGGUAAUGAACAUUACACUGACAUUUUGUUGUGCAAUUGUUAUUUACUUGUAUUUUAUAAUUUGACUUUACAUACUGCUGGGUGGUUUGUAAAGUUUACAAUAACUAGUAUUAUCAUUAUGCUAUAUUUUCUAAUAUAUAUAAUAAUCUCAAAAGUAAUGCCUUGAAGCAGAAAAUAGUAAUACUUUAUUAAAAUUUAAAACUAAAGUACAGUAUUUGAAUGUGUGCAUUGUGUCUGUUUGUUAACUCACCAUAAUCAUAAAUGUCUCAAUAAUAAAUUCCAUAGGGGUGGGGGGGGUUGGGUCUUUAGGCUUUGGCCCCCACCCCUGCCACCAGUAUAUUUUUAAGCAAGUAUUUCUAACUUUUAUUUGAAUAUUCAGUUUCCUACCAUCUGCUCUUAAAGGGUAAUUGCCAGGUAACCCGCCCUCCCCCUUCGCACACACAUGCACACAAACAAAACACACAGUAUAAUUCACACCCUCAUAGUGAAUAAAUAUUUAUGCCAUUUUACACCAUCAAACUCAGAUAGCUAAGGAUGAAGAACCUUUUGUUCUUUAAAGAACCAUUUGUAAUAGCUGAAGAACCAUCUACAACAGGGGUCACCAACACGGUGCCCGCAGGCACCAGGUCGCCCGCAAGGACCACAUGAGUCGCCCGCGGGCCUGUUCUAACAAUAGCUCACCAUAACAACUUACCAGUAAGCUGCAUCUAUUUUUAUUUUUUGCCAUUUUUUUUUUUUUAAAUCACAAUUGCAUUGGUGUCAAUUUGUUAGAGAUAAUAUAUAAAAAAAAAAAGUUUAUUAUUAAAUAUUAGAUCAGCGCUAACUGGUCUCCAUGGAAACAGUUGCCGUGAUGACCAGCAAAGGUGAGGAGAUGAGGAAAACAUGGUGGAAAAAAGAAAGAAAACAUUAUUUUCACAGUGAAUGGGAGGAAGAGUUCUUUUUUACAACUGUGGCACAACGUGGAGAGACAUUUCCGAACGUGUCACACAAGCUACCAUGCUAACUACCCAAAGGGCAGCACACUGCGAGCGGAAAAGGCCCGCGAGUUAAAGGCAGGUUUGAGCAAACAGUCUUUUUUCACGAGACCGGUGAAAAACUCCCAAAAAGCAACCGAAGCCUCAUUUAGAGCUACACAUUUCAUGAUUAAGAAAAAGGCAUUUUUAGACGGGGAGGUUUUCAAAGAAGCAAUGAUGAUAAUUGCAAAAACUGGAUCAGGAUCUGGCAAAGUGCAGGUGGUUUAGCAUCCAGUGUGACGAGUCCGUGGACAGCAGCAGUACAGCACAGCUGAUGGUCUUUAUCCGGAUGGUAUUUGAUGGUUUCUCCACAAAAGAACAACUUCUGACACUACUGCCGCUAAAGACAACUACGAAGGGAGUUGACAUCUAUAACGCGGUGAAGGAGUUUUUUGCGAAGAAAAAGGUACCGUUGGAAAAGCUGGUAUCAGUGACUACUGACAGGGCUCCUGCUGAUCGGCCGACAUACAGGAUUCAUCGCUCACUGUAAAGGUGACACAGAGUUCCCAAACUUCAUGCAUUACCACUGCAUCAUUCACCAGCAGGCGCUAUGCGCAAAGGUGAUCGGCUUCAAGCACGUCAUGACUCCCGUCGUGAAGAUCAUAAACAGCAUCCGCUCCAGAGCUAAACAGCACAGAACAUUCAAGGUGCUAUUGGAGGAGCUGUCAGCUGAAUAUGGUGACCUGCUACUACAUACGGAAAUCCGAUGGCUCAGCAGGGGACGGAUUUUGCUUUUUUUGUCGUCACUUUUAGGUGAAAUCAAAGAGUUGAUGCAAUCCAAAGGGGAAGACACAUCUCUGCUGGAGGACACUGAGUGGACACUUGACCUUGCGUUUUUAACGGACAUUACUGGGAAACUGAACCAUUUGAACUGUGAGCUGCAAGGCAAAGGUAAGACUGUUGCUGACAUGAUAAGUGCUUUAAAUGGAUUUAAAGCCCAGAUGAGCAUCUUCUCUGUGCAUUUACAGAGAAAAAAGGUGCUGCACUUUCCCUCUGUGCAGAUGGUGCUGAAAGACAAUGCUUCUGCAUCUGAGACUUUUGACAAAGUUGCAGAAAAAUACACUCAAGUCAUAAACCGACUUGGUCAAGAGUUUGAGAACAGGUUUUGUGACCUUGAUCAGCUUGAGCCAUGUGUGUCAUUUGUUUCCAAUCCUUUCAUGAAUGUGGACACAACAUGCAUUGCUGAGCAACUAAGUUCAAUGUUCAGCUUGGAUGCUGGACAGGUGGAAAUCGAAAUUGUAACAUUGCAAAAUGACGUCCACCUCAAAGCCUAUCAGGGUGCACCAAACUUUUGGUGCCUUGUUGACACAGAAAAGUACAGUGGUGUAUGCACAGCAGCUAUGAAGGUUGCCAGUCUGUUUGGUUCAACCUAUCUUUGUGAAUCAGCCUUUUCUGACUUGAACUUCAUCAAGAACAAACAGAACACGCCUCUCUGAUGCACAUCUGCAAGACUCACUCAGAGUUGCAGUGUCAAGUUAUACCCCAGAUUACAACACACUGGUGAACAGCAUGCAAUGCCAGGUUUCCCACUAACAGACAAAGAAAGCCAUAUUAGAUGUUCUCAGUGGCAACAUUACAGUGUCAUGUCAAAGUUGAAUUUAAUUAUUGAAAAACAAAUGUGUUUGUUAAGUGUAACAUGUAAUAAUUUGUUUUAAAAUGCUGCCAAUUUGGUGAAAAGUUCUGUAAAAUUUGAGAGUUGAUUUUUGUAUGUUACAUACAUACAAAAAUAAUGUAUGUAACAGUGCAUGAUUUGUUAAAAUUUGUUAGUGGUAAGUGAAAAUGUCAUAGAAGUGAUCACUUUAAAAUGUAAAUACUUGCAGAGAUUUAUAGAAAUAAAGCGUUGCAUAUUGAUAUUUAUCUGUUUUCUACCUUGUUUCCUACUUGCAUUCUUUAUAAUUAUGGUGAAAAAUAAUUAACAUAAUCAGUGUCUUUACAUAGAUGAAUAUCAUUAAUUAUUAAUGAUAACACAU